GCAAUUGCAUUUUAUAAAAUAAAGCAGCAGUAUAAAAAUGACCUCUCCAUUGAUCAACGUUAAAGUUUUAUAUGAUAAAAACAAAUGUCUAAAAAAGGAAGAUGUUGAUUCUUUGUUGGAAUGGGCUAAUACAAAACAACACCUUCCAAAAAUCAAUGAAUUGCAAACAAUUCUUUUCCUGCACAGCUGCUACUAUCAACAAGAACUAGCCAAAACCACAAUUGACAAUUUUUUCACUUUUAAAACACUACGCUCUGAUAUGUUCACAAACAGGAAUCCUUCAUCAACUUCAAUGCAAAAAAUUAUGGAUCACAGCUUUGUUACCGUUUUCUCAAAAAAGACACCAGAAGGCUAUAGUAUUAUCUUUGUAAAAUUUGUAAACAGUAACUCCAAUCAUUUUAAUCUUUUGGAUGAGCUGAAAUACAUCAAUAUGGUUUGCAUGUUACAUUUGUACCAAGAAGGACCUUCGGAUGGUUAUUUAAUUUUAGUCGAUAUGAAGGAAGUAACUUUUAGUCACAUUUUGAAACUAAGACCUGCGUUAGUGAAAAAUUUCUUGUAUUAUUUACAAGAUGCAAUGCCUGUUAGAUUAAAGGGAAUACAUUUUUUCAAUCUCAUAGCAUUCAUGGACAAGAUUUUGUCUCUAAUAAAACCGUUCUUGAAAAAAGAAAUAAUAGACGCUUUACACAUUCACCGGACUUUUAAUACUUUGAUAAAAUUUGUACCAUUAGAAUGUCUGCCUAAAGAUUAUGGUGGAUCAGAAGAAGCUGUAGUACAUUUACAUGAAAAAAUAAAAAACGGAUUAAUAGAAAACAAUGCUUUUUUUGACUGGGAAGAGACAUUAACGGUUAAUGAAAAUAAAAGGAUGAAAGAAUGAAAAAUGACCAAUUAUUUCUUAUGUGUUUCACUUUUUAUCAAAGAUGAUGUCACCGAU
This is a messenger RNA of Zophobas morio, 931 nucleotides long. RefSeq names its product clavesin-1-like. The record is from RefSeq and is a predicted model, not a curated record. Gene Ontology annotation, cellular component: membrane. Gene Ontology annotation, molecular function: phosphatidylinositol bisphosphate binding. The transcript has 5 exons. NCBI's taxonomy places the organism in Eukaryota, Metazoa, Arthropoda, Insecta, Coleoptera, Tenebrionidae. The coding region runs from base 38 to 874 and encodes 278 amino acids.